Messenger RNA from Dromaius novaehollandiae (emu), 10966 nucleotides. It is a transcript of the gene KLF12, whose product is annotated as KLF transcription factor 12. The coding region runs from base 753 to 1940 and encodes 395 amino acids. Gene Ontology annotation, biological process: regulation of transcription by RNA polymerase II. The record is from RefSeq and is a predicted model, not a curated record. Lineage: Eukaryota; Metazoa; Chordata; Aves; Casuariiformes; Dromaiidae. The transcript is spliced from 10 exons. Gene Ontology annotation, molecular function: RNA polymerase II cis-regulatory region sequence-specific DNA binding; DNA-binding transcription factor activity, RNA polymerase II-specific.
CCGGGCGGGGCGCGCCGGGGCCGGGCGGGCGGCGGCGCAGCUCGUCUCGUCGCGGCCGGACGUUCCCAUCCCCACCUCGCGGGGUGGGGCGGGGCGGGGCGGCGCACCGGGGCCCCGGGCGGCCGGAGGGGCGGGGGCCGGCCCCUCCCCCGCCCAGCGACGGCCGUGGGGGCGGGGAGGCACCGCGCGGCAGCAGAGGCGCCCAGCGUCCGCAAGAGCUGCGAGGGAGGGGGACGGGGCUCGCCCGCCUGUGGGGGCCUUUGUCUGGGCGGCCGGGCCGCGCCGAGCCAAGCCGCGGGGUGGCGGGGCGGCUGCCCCCGCGCGGGGCCCCGCCGCGGCGUUACGUGGUGUCGCGGGGCGGGGGGCGGGCGGGCGGCGGAGCCUCCACCCACCGGUCCACCCUGCCUGUAGCACAUCAUGUGAUGCGGAUCUCCAAGGCAGUAAGAAAAAUUUGUAACGCUCUAAAAAGAGAUUUUGAAGUCUAAAGCAAUCAUGGAUGCAAAACUUAGAACACUGUGUUCCCAAAUGAAGGAUGCAGACAGAAAGCUCCCACCCAGAUGGGUUAUACUCCUUUCCAGUGGCAGCAGGAUUGAAGUGGAUCGAGGGACGGAUGGAUGACUGAAUAUUCAUAUGAAGAGGAAAGCCAUAAAAGGUGAUGGAAGAAAGAAGGAAGAACAGAACUGGAUGGCUUCUUUCAUUCCAAACUAUAGUUCCACUGUCGCCGGUCUUUCUGAUGCCAUCCCACAGUAAUCAUGGGAAAGCAGUGCAAAGACAUCAGCGCCCUUGAAAACAGAAUGUUAAUGCUUGAUGGGAUGCCGGCAGUCAGAGUCAAAACAGAGCUGCUGGAAUCUGAGCAAGGGUCUCCAAACGUCCACAACUAUCCAGAUAUGGAAGCUGUACCCUUGUUGCUAAAUAACAUGAAGGCAGACCCCCCAGAGGAUUCAUUGUCUACAGACCAUUUCCAAACACAGACUGAACCAGUGGACUUGUCAAUAAACAAAGCCAGGUCAUCCCCUACAGCAGCUUCAUCUUCACCAGUUUCCAUAACAGCAUCAGCCUCCUCCCCUUCUUCUACUUCUACUUCUUCUUCGUCUAGUCGGCCAGCUUCAUCACCCACAGUAAUAACGUCUGUAUCUUCAGCGGCAUCUGUACCAUCAGUAUUAACUCCAGGUCCUCUUGUGGCCUCUGCAUCUGGCGUUGGAGGCCAGCAGUUUUUGCACAUUAUCCAUCCAGUACCACCUUCAAGCCCCAUGAACUUACAGUCCAACAAAAUGAGUCACGUGCACCGUAUACCAGUGGUAGUACAGUCGGUACCUGUUGUCUAUACAGCUGUGAGAUCACCUGGGAAUAUGAACAACACUAUAGUAGUACCACUGUUGGAGGAUGGGAGAAGCCACGUCAAAGCACAAAUGGACCCCCGAGGCCUAUCUCCCAGACAAAUUAAAAGUGACAGUGAUGAUGACGACCUGCCAAAUGUGACCUUAGAUAGCGUUAAUGAAACUGGAUCUACAGCGCUCUCCAUAGCCAGAGCAGUACAAGAAGAGAGCAUGUGGGGCUGUGCCAGGUCAGCUGUUAACCCUUUUCGUUUUUUCAACUCCAGUUCAAUUUCACCAUUCAGUAUUGAGAGCACAAGGCGUCAGAGAAGGUCUGAGUCUCCAGACUCCAGGAAGCGGCGCAUCCAUCGGUGUGACUUUGAGGGAUGCAACAAAGUAUACACAAAAAGUUCUCACCUGAAGGCUCACCGAAGGACACACACAGGAGAAAAACCAUACAAAUGUACCUGGGAAGGCUGCACCUGGAAGUUUGCUCGCUCAGACGAACUGACGAGGCAUUACCGCAAACACACAGGAGUGAAGCCAUUCAAGUGUGCAGACUGUGACCGCAGUUUUUCCCGCUCAGAUCACUUGGCACUCCACCGCCGCAGGCACAUGCUGGUUUAAGAAACGCUCCCCGUUCCAGCCGAGUUUAAGAGCUGGGUCUCUUAACUACCCUGAGUGAAUUCAGCAGGGCUGAAUCCCCUCCUACAGUGUUAACAUGCAGGGCAUUCCGUGGUGUCCCUAACAAAAAAUAAUAAUAAAAAUAAAAAAGCAGGAAAAGAAGUGCCACUCUUCUCCUUGCCCUCCGAAGUUAACCUAGUCUGCCCGUCAGCAUGGCUACCCCCCGAAAGUGUCAUCACAGUCACCUGGGAAAUAGCAGCCGAAAAGCUACAAGAAUGGGCAUUAUUUUAAAUGCUAUGUCCUUUGAAAAAAUGUUUAUAGCUUGUACAUUUUCUCUGCCGUCAGACAUUUUGUUCCUGCAAAUUACUGCUGAUUGGAGGAUUAGAUACUGCAAACCAAUGAUGAUGAUGAUGAGAGCAAGACCGCUAAACCUUUGUUAUCCCAUCCUUACCCCUUUUUUUGAAUACCACCUCGCAGGUGUCAGCAUUGCACCCAAGCUGUGCUACAAGCAAGCUGCAUGCGAGCAGAGAAGAAGAUUCUUCCGCUGGAGAGGUCCCACUGUCUGAGGUGAAGGGUCGCUUGAGCAGACUUUUGCAAUAAAGAUGGUGGCAUUUUACUGUUUUACCACAGUUUGUCAGUGAAGGACACCAACCAUUUAGCCUUCUUUUAUCUUUUUUUUUCCUUUCUUUUCUUUCAUUUUGUUGUUGAAGCCUGUAAAAUAAACAAGGGGCAGCAGUAUUUCUGCUAAAAGUACAAUAUUAAGUAUCUGUAUUUUAUCAUGGACUUAUUUGGAACCAUUUCCUGAUUUGUGUAGAGAGAGCCCAUCUAAAAACUACUACCCAUUCUCAAAAUGCAGUCUCCUUUCAUAUAGGCAUCCUCCUUCCAAGACCAGUAUUUGAACACACAGCAAAUAGUCAAACAGAUCUUAUACGCACUGGUACCAAGGUUAAUGGUGUAGCCAUCCAUGAAAUGGAAUUGAAUUUACCAGCAAAACAGGGAAGAAAUGGCUGCAUCUCUUGCAGAUAAAAAGCAAUAAUGAGUAAAAUGGCUUCAACACAAUAAUUUACUCCACACCAACAGAAAGGGGAUAUGCAGAAAUAGCAUAUAAGGACAGCUAAGUUAAUCCUUCUGAAGGUUUUCACUGAUCUGCUAGGUACCACAAUUAAGUACUUUCCUUCAAUGUAAUACUUACUUGUGUCUGGAAGGCAAGCGGGAUAAAGGAGUGAGCUGAUUGUUGAGGAGUGAGUGGAUGAACAGUAAGUAGGAAGGAGAAUUGGUUCGGAAAUGGUGCUCUGCAAGACAUUAGGUUUGUCCCUGGGAGUUAGGGAAUAACAAGAUUUUGCCAGCUGUCUAGUAUGAUAUAAAUGGCCCUUUAUAUGGGUCUCAGUGGCUGCCUCUGCUGGGAUUUUCAAUCCAAGCCUUUUCAUAUUAAAUAAAAGGAAAUUCUUGAUCAUUCCCAUACAGCCGUGUAAUGGUGAAUCAAUUUCUAUUAAUUAAAUUAUGUAGGAACAGGAGAAACUCUUAGUCAUCAGUUGUUCUUGAAAACAGAAUAGUUUUUUCUGUUUUCUUUCCUCGCAAGGCUCCGCCUGUUCAGCUAAAUGUGACAAAAAGGAGGCUUGGCAAGAUUUUUUAUGUGUUGAGAUUUUUAUAGCUUAGAGAUAAAAGAUAGAUACAUAAAGGUCUUCUGCAAUGCAUUUAAUUAUGAAUACUUGGUUCCAGGAAUUGCACAGAUGAAACUUGUGGUGCCACUCAUUCAUUUUUAAAUGUCUGACCGGUCUGAAUUAGCUUCUGAUUCCUGAUAUACUGAUAGUAAUGUCAGGGGGAUUCUGAAAUCAAGAUAAUCUUUAAAAAAACCCAGCACACAGUACUCUUACAAACACUAAAAGCGAUUACAGUUAACUGAGGAUUCAUAUGACUGGAAUAAUACUUUAAAAUAGCGUUUGCAGACCCAGAGUUUGAUUGUCCUUCAGUACAUUCUCGAUGUCCCCCAGCAGUGGAUAAUUUAUCAGCUCUCUAAAAGAACUUCAGCACUGUUAAAACACAGGCUCCCCUCUGUUGAGUGGUCGCACAUAGAAAUCCAAGAAAAUUGCUUGCAGCCAUUGUGGAAGAAUGCCUCUGUCAUUCCCCAUUGACCAGGUUGAUAAUCUACAUGCACAAAAAUCAGCAACAUUUUAGUAUCCUAGUUAGAGUCAGGAAUGUAAGCAGUGGCACCAAGAGUCAGUGUGAAGUUUUAACAGACUGAAACAAAUCAGGGCUUCUGUAUAGGCCAGAAGGAGCAACAGAACUGAGUUUUUACCACAAGUGGUACUUCUGUCCUUUAAAAACUGAUUGUCAGUAUUGUGUGUGAGAUCGGUCAUGGAUAUCAUUUGAGGUCUAUCUUUUAUGUACUUCAGUAUUGUCCCUUUAAAUGGAUCAGUCAUUCUGAAUGUCUAAGGAAAGAAGCCAGGAACAAGUCAAAGGAACAAGUCAAUUUAUAUUUUUUUUUCCUGCCCAGUAGUAUUUUACCCACUGAUUACCUAAAUAGCAGUAAUUGAAUGGAGGAACCUGGGGCAUACAGAAUUCCUUUCAGGAGCUAUGAUUUUUUUCCCAUGAAAAAUUAAGUUUAUUUGACCAGAAACUAUUAAGGCCAUCCUGUUAGCUUUCAAAAGGGGCAGUGAGAGAAGUGAUCUCUGACGUUAUUCGCAAAGGCUGAGUAUUCCCGGGAGAGACUAAUAUCUUCUUCAGGCUUCACCUGUAGUCAGUGGAGAGAGGGAAGCUCCUUUGAGAGCAAUUCAGAGUCCUUAAAUUUCACGACUCUGCUCUGAAUUGCCCCUAGGCAGUCUCUCUGUGCUGACCAUGCAGAGCCUGAGGAGGUUCUUCUCCCCAUGUAGAAAUCCAUCUCUGUGAAUGUCUCUCAGCUGACUGCCUGUUACUUUAUACAUUUGAAACAGAAAGAGGGUCUGAUUUUAUUCAAGGAAUCCCAAAGUGAUAAAGAGAUCAAGCCACACUCACAUCAAGAGAUGUAGGCCUGCUCAGAGCAUGUGAGUGGGAACAGAAUGAAGCCAAGAGAUAAAGGAGUAUAUACUAAAUUUUUUUAUUUAACAGGCAGGAAAUGUAUGCUAAGCAUUUCAAGCACAAAUGAGCUCUCUGUGUAAGGGCUUUUCAUGUUGCCUUUACCUCUAGACAGCUUUCACAACCAGCAAUAGUCUGCCAUUGGGUUCAAGCUCUCAUUGAGAUUUGUGGGAAGUUUCUCAUUCAUAUCAGAGCCCACAGGCUUUGGCCCCAAAUGUUCUGUGGGUUAUUUGUUGUGUUUUCCCUUCAGAAAUACUUUGGAGAAGUUAUUUUGUGGAAGGGAGGUGUUCCGAUGCAGAGCUGAAGUCCCCCAAAUUCUCAGGGUGUUCUUCCAUCGAUGGCUGCAGUUCAGACCUGCCGACUUUUUGUGCUUGUGCAAAGGCUAAGGGGGACUGCUCCGUGCUAGUCUCCUACCGCCACAGCUCUCUGACAUUUCAUAACCCUAUGGAAAGCUGACAUCAGACGUAGCACGCAGAAAUACGUGAUCUCAUCUUGGUGCAGCACCCUUGAUCUCGUACGAUCAGUUGGGAAAUACAAAUGUACACUGUCCCGUUCUUUCAGAAAGAGAGAUUUGUGCUUUUAAGUCUGAAUAAAUGAUGGGUGAAAUCCACUGUGCCCAUUAAAGCUCGCGUGUGAAACUAUGCCACAAAGUGUCAGAUUUCAUAUGUUUUUGAAAGGAUGCUCCCAGAUAUGCAAGGAAAUCUCAGUAGCCAGCAUUGUAUGAAAACAUAAUGAGGAAGCAGCUUUGAUACAGAAUUUUUUAAAUUUUAAAUUGUCUUUAUUUUUUGAACACCUGUUUUAUUCAGCACUGUAAAAUUGGCUCACUGCAACAGCAGUUUAUACUGGGCAUGAGGAUGCAGUAUUCCUUAUUCUCUAUCAUGCUUACACAAUUAAAAUGAAAAAGAGUUAGACUGAGCUGUAUAUAUAUUUGCUGGAAUAAUGUAUAACAAAAUUAAAAAUGUUAAAAAUGACAUCAGUGAUGUUGACCUUUGGGGUAAAUUCACAGUGCAGAGCACGGACAGAUAGCUGGACAGCCUUUCUCCCCUUUUAAUACUGGGGAUAACAAUGAUCAUAACGCUCAUUUUCCAUUAGCCACAUUGAAAAUGUACUCUAGUUGCCAUUUACAAAUUUAUCUUCUGAUAAUAAAUGCUGUUUAAUGGAAAAAAUCUCUUUCUCCUUUAUUGAAGGUGGAUGCCUCAAAAUCGGUGUAAGCUUUACCGUUAAUAUCCUGCUUAUUUUUUUAAUUUGAACUUUAGUUUGGAAAGGUCAGUGUAAGAAACUGCAUCUUCCACAGCAGACAGGUAUAAAGAUCAUGCAGCAAAUCUUCCUUACUCCUACAUCCUCAUCCAUCCACCCUUGCAUAUAAAUCCCAGCACUUCCACAUGCCUCAUCCCAUGUGCAGUUAUAGACAAGCAAUUUACCUUGAUUGGGGGGGGAAAAAAAACAAGAAGAUGAAGAAUCAGAAAUAAGUACUGUAAAAGAAAUAAUACUUUAUUAAGAAACCAGCUUGUAUUAUUGUAUUACGCAUUUGCCUGUGAUUUUUAACUGAAGAUGUGCAUAAAGAAUUUUAAUGGUUGUUAUAUUUUCACAGUUUCAUAACAGAAUAGCAGUUAUUGGGUAACGUAUGCUUAUUAAGUCAUGCCCAUUGGUACCUGAACCAUGUCUAAAUUCUGAUUAAGUUCAGUAGCAGAUAAGUUUUAGGUAAAAAAUGUAACUCUAUGGAUACUGCAUCUUUAAAGAUCAAAGUACAACAAAAGUAUUUUACUAUACUUGUAACAGUUUAAAUAUUCUGUAAUAUAUGUGAUAGUGGAAAAGUAUUUUCAAACUCACAGUUUUACAUGGGGUGUAAAUAGAUGAAAUGAAGUACAUUUAAGAAAAAUCUUUUAGUUUUCAUCAUGAAAAAUGGUUAGAUAAUGCCUUGUAAAACUUAAACACAAAACAUAAGAACGAAAUUAUUCUGUUUUGUCAGAGCAUGUUUUCUCUGCAAAAUGGAGUGGCCGCUUCUUUGCUUUUUUGCAGAUGGUGUGCGAUAUAGUGAAGUCAUACAGAGUCCUUCAAUGUUGAAUAAGUCAAAACUCAGAAUGUCUUUGAUUGAACAAAGAAAAAAACCACCAAAUCAAAAUAAUGAAAAACAUAUGAAAAGUGGAUUUUUCUGUUCCCCCUUCUGGCAAUUUACAGUGAACAGCAGAUACAGUAACAGCAAACUCUCAUUUGAUUUUAUUUGUUUCUGAAUUUCCCCAACUGAAAUAUAUCUUGAACGAAGGUUGCAGAGCUAAAAUAGGCAGCUGCUCUUUGCUGAUUCCAGGGGAGUUUAGCUUUUUAGGUGCAGUUGCAUGUCAGCAAAAUCAACUGUGGCAGGACAGUUGUGACAUUUAAAAUGCACAAACACUUGCAGGAAGAUAACCUAAAAUCUAUUUUAAAAGAUGAAACAGAAACUGAAAGUGCCUGUUAUUAGAACUGAAGGGAUGUUGCUAUACUUUUACACAGCAAUAACUUACAGGAUUCUAUUAUCAGUAAGAUGAAAAUAAAAUUAUGCUGGGAGAACAAUAAUGCAGCACAGAAACAAAACACAAAGUGCCAUUUGUAUUUUCACAUGUCGAGAUAUUGUGUUAGAGGUUUUAGUUUUUUUCUCAGAUAAGGUCUGUCAUAUACUUGUAAGAAGAAAAUGGAUCUUAGUUUACAAAUGACUCAUACCCAUAUCGAUUCUAAAUAGGUCUAAGUGGAGGUCAUUGUCAAGCAGUGUUUUAGGGGAUUUCUUCCUAACUUAUGUCUGAUUUGCCCGUGUAUCCAGGGUAUUCUCUAGUGAAAUAAUCCAAAAAAACCCAGCAAUAAGCGCAAUGGAACUUUCUUAGGGUAUAUGCUAGAAUGGAGAUUGUCUUGAAAAAAAUCCUCUGCAUUGAACUCUGGAAACACAGAAUUCACCUCAUGUCUCCUUUUUGUGCUUUGUAUGUUUUCUUAGUAUUUAAUAUCGUUUUAGAACUGGUUGACUUCAGGAGUGGACAAAAUAUGUCAUUUACCUUUUUUUUUUUUGGAGGCAAGUGAGUGGAAAAUGGGGGGCUGCCAGUCUAGAGACUAUUUGAAUAACAAACAAGAAGCUGAUAUUCAUAAAGUAAGGAGCUUUUCCUAUGGAGUAGCCUAAACAAUUGCAUCAGUAGACUAAUUGUUCUGACUAAAAAUGGCCAGCUGUGUCUCUUCCACUCUUUUUUUUUCCAAUUAUUACUAUUUUUUUAAUCUGCUAGGUUUCUGUCAAAAAAAAAAAAAGAUUAUUAAGUGAUGCUAAUGGAUUCUUAAAAUAGUGGUGUAAUGCCAUGCCUCAUGCUUCUUCUGUUUAUAAAAGUGAAUCUAUUGGAGAUCAAAAUGUAACUGGUUGUCCUAAUGCAUUUGCCAAGUGAAUCACAGGAAGAUUGCUUUCCAUGCUCUAAAUUUGUACCUGUCAUUUAUCCAUGCAAGAAUUGUGUACUUGCAGAAUUCCACAUUUUGUGUAGAUUUUGGCCACGGGCCUGGGGGUUGCUGUUUGAGUGGGAGAGUGGGUGGGUUUGGUUUUUACUCACUGAGGCAAGAUACUGUGUGCACAAAGACUUACAGAAAAAAAGUGGAGGUGCAAAAAAAGCACGCAUGGAUCUGCGUGCAAAAACUAGGCAUUUAUGCAUGUCAGUUAAUCAUGUGACCUGACUGCUAGUUUAGUAACAACUUAUUUUUAAAUCUGUUAGCCAUCGGUGGAAAUAAUCACAUCAGAACGUGCGCAUACUUACUCCGUCAUCCUGAACUUAAUCUCCAGAUAUUAAGCACAUAAAAGAACUCAAUUCAUGCUGGGGAUUUUAGGAGAGCACCAGGGAAUGUGUCAUCAGAAGGACAAAGGAAACUUUAGUUUCUUAUUUAGUCCAUGGGCUGCUGUUGAAGAGAAGUGGUUUUUUCUUUGUUCUGAAGCAGCAAUGCUAUGAAGAGACACCUUUAGAAACUUGUAGUGUUAGGAGGUUUAGCCCACUCCAGCAUUGCAUGUGUUAGUUCUUGCACUGGAAAGGGCGCAUAGUCUUCAUCAUCCCCAAAUAAGCCAUGCUUUUUUUGCCUCGUUCUGAAAAAUUAACAGAGAGAUGCUUUUAUCUUAGUUUCGUUGAUUUACCAGCAUACCUCUAUUAGCAGCUUGUGUUUAUUGACUUCAAAUUAUGAAAUGAACUGAAUUACUCUUGUAGUGUUUGUUAGCUUUUUUAGUACCCAGUCAUUAAGUCCUCUGGACAAGCAAAAAUUUGAUGGGGAUUUUGGCUAUUAUGAGAAUGAGGAUAGUAAAGAUUAUUUGGGGUCUGUGUGUGUGACCUGCAACAUUUUCCCCAGCUCAGUCUCAAAACUUUCAGUGAGCCAAAAUGUCAGUAAUAAAAGGAAACAUGAAUGUUGUUUCACAUAUUGACUUGCUCUGUGCUAAUAAAUCUUGCUGUGAACCCUGCAUUUGAAAAGUAACAAUACAGUGUCUGGUAAGGGGACACACUCAAAUAGGUGAUGGCUUGUCAUGGAUUGUCAUAAGCAUGAACCAUGGAGUGCAGAAAUAGGGUCAGAUACUGCUUUUCUCCCUGUUGCUGCCUUUCAGAUGUGAAGAGCUUCUUUAGAAAGACUGUUUGAGCCAUAAUCUUUGCAUCAGAACUGAUCUUUUUCAAAAAUCAGAGUUUAUUUUCUCAUUUAUGGUUUCAAACUAUUUUUCAUUGCUAUAUUAAUGUCUUAUUAUUAAUAAAAAAGCACAGUUUAUUUCUUUCCCAGUUGUCCUAUACAUUGCUUUCUUGUUAAUCUAAGUUCUCUGGUGAACACUUACACGUUAUGCUCACUUGACCUGCUGUCUGUCCCUAAAAUGUUAUAUCUGCCAUUGCACUUACAAUAGAACAUACACAGAGAUAGUAAUGGAUUAAUGAAGUUUCAUGCACCAGCCUUAAAACCUUCAACCCACACACACAGACACACACAUUCAUAUGCUUUAAGUGAAAGAGCAAUUUGGACACUGCUGUUAAUAUGUGGGAUCAAAAAUAGCAUUAAAUUGGAGAGUUCUUUCAGCUGUGUUUAGGAAGAAACAACAGAAUAAUGAAAAAUACCAUUCUUGGCCAAGUCACUUAUGGAUGAAACAAAUUCCCCUAUGGCCUUAGUUAAAUGUAAUCAUAAGGACGGGGUUGCAUUUGGCCCCAGUUUGUUCCUUUCAAUCAGGCUGUUAUUUUUCUAUAUACCAAUGAAUGCUCAUUUGAUCCUCCUGUGUAAAAAUACAAAAACAUCCCUUAGUUUACAAAGUGAUUAAUUUGAGACUGAAGCUUCACAACAAUGGAAUUAGUAUGUACAGCACCUGAUUCUCUUUCCUAUGAUAAGAUGUGAAAAGGAGGGUCAUUAUUGGUAACCCCAUAGAGAAAAUAGUGUCAAUAGAGGUCCUAUACUUAAAAGGAUUAAAAAUGCCAGAGCUAGCAAGCAAACUUAUUAGUUUCUUAAGUCUUUCUUUUGCCUUCUUUUCAAAGGAUUUUAAAUGCAAAAGUUACUUUUCUUCAAAAAUGAAAUAAGUGAUCAUCUGAAGAUCUAAUUUCCCAAUAGUUUCCUCUGCAUUUAUAUACUAUGUAGUGUUUAGGCAACACCUAUGUUAUAAGUUUAUUAAUAUUAUGUAAGUGUUGUUCUUGUAUUUAUGUAAAGUGUAUGUAUUGUAAAUAUACUCAGAGCUUUUUUUCCUCUUACUGUAAAAUGGUGAUUUUUGCCCUAUGAUAAUGUAAAGGGAGUCCCCUAAUGAAAUUCUGUCAGAGGAUGAUUAUUCCAGUCUAUUCUCAAAGAUUUAAAUGAACAAGUGUUAUCGUUUUUAAUGGUGUCUCGGACAUAUUUUGUUGGUGCAUUGCUUUUCUGUAUUCAACUUUCCUAUGAAUUGAGCUGUGAAUUGAAAUAGAGUUUAAACCUUUAAAUGUAUGCAUUUGUAUAAUUAUCUGAAUGGAGGCAUGAAGGUUAAAUAAAGCAUUUUGUAUGGAACAAAA